AUAUUCCCCCGGAAGGAUUAUGAGGUUACGCUGUUCGCGGAUUAGCGCUGCGGCGUAUGGGUCGCUCUUUUGUUUACAUCAGUUUUCCAUUUAUUCAGAGUCCUCUGGACCUCCAGAACAAAGCGUGUGAAUAUGUGAUAGUAUUCAUGUGACCUGUGGAAGCAGACGUAUUACCAGUCACUACAUUAGUGCAAGUUUGGUGUGAAAACAUGUUCACCGCUACCCAAACCUCCAAAACCCAGUUCCUGGAUAAAGCCAGAAUAGCUCGGGAGGAAAGGAAAGGUUAUAAAGAGAAAGAGAAAGCUGCAUCACAAAUCCAGGCUCUGGUCAGAAGAUUUCUCUGCCGUUGCAGACUGCAAAGAGAAAUAAGGAAAGAGGUGGAUGACUUCAUUGCGGUCAGCGAUGCAGGUUCAACAAAAAGAAAUGCAUUGUCCAUCUUCAAAAUCACUAGAAAAUUAUUAUUUAUAUUGAGCAAGGAUGAUAAAUUGAGGUUUGAGAAGCUGUGUAGAAUCAUACUAAGUAGCAUGGAUGUGGAGAACGAACCUAAAGUAUGGUAUGUGUCCCUGGCCCUUUCAAAAGAUCUCACCAUCCCCUGGCUGAAACAGAUCAAAGAUGUCCUCUGGGUCUCUUGUGAAUUUCUGAAAAAGCUGAGGCCUGACAUACUGCAAGAUAAUAAAUUAGUGACUCUGUACCUGACAAUGCUGAUAACCUUCACUGACACAUCGACGUGGAAAAUCAUCCGAGGGAAGGGAGAGGCCCUCAAGCCUGCUUUAAACAGAAUUUGUGAGAACAUCAUGGGACAUCUCAAUCAGAAGGGCUUCUACUCUGUUCUUCAGAUUCUACUUACAAAUGGCUUGGCAAGAUCCAGACCUGCCCUUUCCAAAGGAACCCUCACGGCCAUUUUUACGCUGUCACUCAGGCCUGUUAUCGCUGCACAUUUCUCAGACAACCUGCUGAGGUCUUUCCUUCUCCACAUCAUGUCUGUUCCAGCAUUCAUCUCGCACCUCAACACACUCACUCCAGAUUGUAUGGUCACCAUCCAAACCCAUGACCUUUUCCGCAAGUUUGUCUUGUUUUUAAGUCGAGAGGAGCAGUGCUUGGAUAUCUGUGUUUGUCUGGAAGGAAGCCACACUCUGUGCUUACUGGGUAACCUCAUUCAGCUGGGAUAUUUUAAUGUGAAAGUUUUAGAGCAGGAAGCAGGUCACUUUGUCAAGGAUCUGACAGAUAUGUUGUCAUACUCUCAGAGAUAUGUGUCUCAGAAGAAAUCCAAUCUGACACACUGGCACCCUGUGUUGGGCUGGUUCUCCCAGACUGUUGACUAUGGGCUUAAUGAGUCUAUGCCGUUGGUAACGAAGCAGUUACAGUGUCUGUGGGGAGUUCCAGUGAUCUGCACUCUCUUCUGUGAUGUUCUCAGCAAGAAGCUAGAAACUCAAGAUCCCACUCCACUUCCCCCUCCUCCGCCAAGCUCAUCACAGAAUAAUCUGCCUGUCAAGAAUCUGUUCAAGCGAGCGUUCCAGAAGUCUGCAUCCGUGCGGAACAUCCUGAAGCCGGUCGGAGGGAAGCGUGUGGAUUCGGCUGAGGUCCAGAAGGUGUGCAGUAUUUGUGUGCUGUAUCAGACGGCCCUCACCACACUCACACAGAUCCGCCUGCAGAUUCUCACAGGACUGACGUAUCUGGAUGAGCUGCUGCCUAAGCUGUGGGCAUUCAUCUGUGAGCUUGGCCCUCAGGGGGGUCUCCGACUCUUCCUGGAGUGUCUCAAUAAUGACACGGAAGAGUCCAAACAGCUUCUGGCCAUGCUGAUGCUCUUCUGUGACUGCUCCAGACAUCUCAUCACGAUUCUGGAUGACAUCGAGGUGUAUGAGGAACAGAUUUCUUUUAAAAUGGAAGAGCUUGUGACCAUCUCCUCGUUCCUAAACACAUUCGUUUACAAGAUGGUCUGGGAUGGUAUUUUAGAGAAUGCCAAAGGAGAGAAGCUGGAUUUAUUCCACAGUGUUCACGGCUGGCUGAUGGUUCUGUAUGAGCGUGACUGUCGCAGGAGAUUCACACCUGAAGAUCACUGGCUCCGCAAGGAUUUGAAGCCCAGCCUGUUGUUUCAAGAGCUGGAGAAGGGCAAAAAAAGAGCACAGCUGCUACUUCAGUACAUUCCUCAUGUCAUCCCACAUAAAAAUAGGGUGCUGCUCUUCCGGAACAUCGUGACAAAAGAGAAGGAGACUCUAGGAUUGGUGGAAACAAGCUCCGCCUCUCCCCACGUGACUCAUAUAACCAUUCGCCGCUCGCGCAUGUUAGAGGAUGGUUAUGAUCAACUGCGGCGUCUGCCUGUCAACUCCAUUAAGGGAGUGAUCCGAGUGAAGUUUGUGAAUGAUUUAGGCGUAGACGAGGCUGGAAUUGACCAGGACGGUGUGUUUAAAGAGUUCUUAGAAGAGAUCAUCAAGAAGGUUUUCAACCCAGCUCUCAAUCUGUUUAAGACCACUAGUGGGAAUGAGAGGUUAUAUCCCUCCCCAACCUCCAGCAUCCACGAGAACCACCUUCAGCUGUUUGAAUUUGUUGGAAAGAUGCUCGGAAAGGCCAUGUAUGAAGGCAUAGUAGUGGACGUGCCAUUCGCCUCUUUCUUCCUCAGUCAGGUUUUGGGUCACCAUCACAGCACCUUCUACAGCUCCAUAGAUGAGCUGCCCUCUCUUGACUCCGAGUUCUACAAAAACCUCACCUCCAUUAAGCGUUAUGAUGGGGAUGUCAGUGAUUUGGGUCUGACUUUGUCUUAUGAUGAAGAGGUGAUGGGGCAGUUAGUCUGUCAUGAGCUAAUACCUGGUGGAAAGACCAUGCCUGUCACUAAUGAAAACAAGAUCAGCUAUAUCCACCUGAUGGCCCACUUUCGUAUGCACACCCAGAUCAAGGAGCAGACGGCCGCAUUCAUCAGGGGCUUUCGCAGCAUUAUCAACCCAGAGUGGCUUCACAUGUUCUCCACCCCUGAGGUCCAGAGGCUCAUCUCUGGAGACAACGCUGAGAUAGACCUGGAUGAUCUCAAGAAGCACACGGUGUACUACGGAGGUUUCCAUAGCAGCCACAGAGUCAUUCUUUGGCUGUGGGACAUUCUCUCCAGCGACUUUUCCCCUGAGGAGAGAGCCAUGUUCUUGAAGUUUGUCACCAGCUGCUCAAGACCUCCUUUGCUUGGAUUUGCCUACCUCAAACCCCCUUUCUCCAUCCGUUGUGUGGAAGUGUCAGAUGAUCAGGACACAGGCGACACUUUAGGUAGCGUUCUGCGUGGAUUUUUUACCAUUCGUAAGAAGGAGCCAGGCGGUCGCCUCCCUACAUCCUCCACUUGUUUCAACCUGCUCAAACUGCCCAACUACAGCAAGAAGAGCAUCCUCAGAGACAAACUCCGCUACGCAAUCAGCAUGAACACUGGCUUUGAGCUUUCAUAACACAACAAGUUUAUUCCAUCCCAUACAAACUCGUACAUCUACGAAUACAAAAACUGGCAGUGGCUGAGCUAAAGUGGCUUCACAAAGGUUGAAGUUGAAACCUAAUGAUUUCAAUCUUGCUUCGUUGACAUUUUGGCUUUCAGCCAAGGCCCCUAAACUUGAGUUGCUCAAGGAGAAUUUUGUUCAUCAGUCUUAUCUACCAAAUGGCAAGUGAAUUAAGCAACAUACAAACAUGUCCAUUCAGACUUAGAGACUUGAAGAAGCUCAACCAUAGAAGUAUAUUAAAAACUCUUGAACAUUACCUACAGAGUUGUUUUUUGAACCACUUAAAGAUCCAUAUUUAGUGUCAUGUUCUUCAUUCCCAGCAUUUGAAGCC
Molecule: messenger RNA, 3795 nt
Organism: Carassius auratus (goldfish)
Lineage: Eukaryota; Metazoa; Chordata; Actinopteri; Cypriniformes; Cyprinidae
Product: ubiquitin-protein ligase E3B-like
Exons: 27
Coding region: 210-3419 (1069 amino acids)
Biological process (GO): ubiquitin-dependent protein catabolic process; protein polyubiquitination
Molecular function (GO): protein binding; ubiquitin protein ligase activity
Source: RefSeq, a predicted model, not a curated record